UGUGCGCAGCAGACAGCGAUAUGGAGCGAAAGUAAACUCAUUCCUCGUUUCAGAUAUCAGUAUAUACAUUGAAAAAAUACACAUCGAUUGUAUUAGCUUCUGCUCGGUGCUUUUGCACCGUCGGGACCCGCACUUUCACAACCUCCGGGGCCCGGCUUCGGAACGGCUCGGAUCGGAUCGGACGUGGACCUGAAUCUUGCUGGAACGAGAAAGCGGCAGCUCCGAAUUAAAUUCAGGGCGGCGGCGUGGCUGCGCAAAGACACUCCGGGGAAAUCUCAAUUUCUUCACCAAUCACCCCCGACAGAUAUAACUGGCCGCUGUUUCUCCCCGUCCCCGAGAUCGCCCGGGAGCAAAGGGGACGGUGAGAGGUUCCGUAACUAAUAGGCCCGGAAGGCCCUGAACAUGGUGCACCUUGGUUUAAUAUGUUGUGGCAAAGAUGACACUUUUGUCAGUGCUUGGUUGAAGAUGGCUGUAAACCUCAAACAUUUUGCUUCAGAGACGAGUCUGCUGUACGUCGGUGAAGGUUGGAGCAGUGAAGGAGUGAACUACUGUAAUUGGUCUUCACCUGUCAUGCUUGCCACAGCCUCGCUGUACAACGGCAUUCACGACUGGACACAAACUGACUGUAUACGGAUGUGUGGCAUUAAGGAAGAUAGGUCAAUGGCACAUUUCCAUAAAAAUGAUGAUGGAAUCACACAACACAGAUUGAGAAACAGCUUCUUCCCGUCCGCCAUCAGAUUUCUGAACGGAGAACUAUUUUGCAUGGAAAACACCUUAAUAGUUACUUCUCAUAGCAUAAGGAGAUCUUCACUCACAGAUGCAGAAUCCAGGAAAAGUGCUCCACAGCUUGUAGGGACGGAAGAUACUUGUAUUAACAACCACACUGAAGUGGUGACUGAACGAAUGAGCAAUGGUGUCCAACAAGUCGAGGGGCUUGAAAGUAACUUGUUGCAGGAGGGACUUCAAAAUUGCAAGGAUAAUGACUCUGAAAGAUCUGUUCCAAAAGAAGAGGAGGUCGCCCUCAUGACCACUUCAGAUGCCCAAUUAAAGACUGACAGGAUUGCCAAUGUGGAAAGUAAAUUGGUGCAUGGGGAAAUGCCAGAAAAUGGAGAUAACAAAAUGAAAAAUUUGGAGAUUGUGGGUAUGAAUCGGAAAGCACAACAACCUCAGUCAAAAACCACUUGCACUCAGGAUAAUGCUGGGGAACCGGGAAAGACCGUAAAAGAAAAAUUGACUUCUGGGAGUGAAGCUUCAUAUAAAGGGAUUCCCUGGAUUGAUCCACAAUUAGACAGUGCUACAUCAGGGGGUCACCACCCUUUUAAUGCACUGAGUUCAUUAAACUUGUACAAACCUUGUUUAUCAGCAUCUCAGAAUUUACACAAAGUGGGUCAACCUUAUUUUUCACCAGUGUUUAAUCAGGGUCCACGUUUGAUGUACUUACCAGCGCCAAGCUUAAGCCAUCCUCAUAUUGCACUUUCCCUUUCAACAACUAUAGGUGUUACAGGGGUGCAGACUGUAUCAUCAUUUUCACAAAGUAAAGCUGGCAGCCCUAAUCUCGCACCUGAUCAGCAUUCAUAUUCUCAUCCAUUGACUCUCAGCAGACCCUUGACUUCAGAACCUAAAGCCAAACAUGCUGCUGAUUAUUCUCACUCCCUUCUUGUGAAAACAAAAGCCCAUUCGGAGCCACCUCAGAAGCAGCAGUUUUUAAUUUCUCCAUCUCAUACUUCAUCACCAUCUCCUCACAUUUUUUUCAACCUGGGCAGUGAAUUAUCUUUGUCACGGAAGAAUUCAAACAGCCAGUUACCCAAAAUUGCUGCCCGCAGCCCUACUCAUCAACCUUCACUUGGGCUGUCAGAAAACUCACAACCUCCAUUCAUGGUAUUCAGAUCUCCACCUCAACUUGAGAAGCAGAUAUAUCCAGAGGGAUCCCAUGAUCUGCCUCUUGAUUUGUCAGCAAAAUCAAGCUGUUAUGGUAUAGGGGUUAAGCAGAAUUCUUUACCCGAGCUGAGGAAAACACCACCUAUGCCGGUGUUAACUCCUGUUAAAGGGGAUAGGUCAUUUUCUCUUUUGCACUCUAAAAGUGAUGGCGUUUCCCCACGAAUACCUCAAAGUGGCUACAAUACCAGCAGUAUUAAAGGAAGCUUCGGAUUAACACCUCCGUUUAUGGUUUUUCCUGAUACUAUAAGAAAUGGGGCUACUCUGCAAAAGAAACCAGUUGCUCCUUUAACAUUUCAGCCAUCGAAUCCAACUGUGUCAUGGGUAAAAAGUUCCAGUAGUUCGGUGAACCGAAAUCCGCGGACUUUUGUUGGCGUGGCUAACGCUAUACCUGCAUCUAUGUUACAGAUUGUUAAUGGAGAUCCCAAGGGUGCUGCUAAGCAAGAACCAAUUUCUAUUGUUUACCAAGGAGACAGCCAGUUGGCACUUCCCAAUGGCAAAAAAAAUGGGGAGCCCAAAAAUGAUGCACAUGAAGAUCACAUUGUAAAGGAAAGUAGUAAUCAUUCACACAAUUGUUUUGUAUCUUCCUCUAGUGAAGUAGCAUCAUACCCUCCUCCGUUCCUCAUUGGAGGUAGCAUUCCCGUUAACCAUCUAUCACUUGGUAAGGAUAAAACUCCGUUUCACCAUUCACCAUUAUUAACUAAUGGGAGCUGUUCAGCACCACAACUAUCACUAACUCAAGGAAUUCCUUAUGGUGUAUCAUCUUCCAGAGGAGAAUAUACUUUGUUCCAAAGCCCACAUCAUUUAGGGGCUGUGUGGACCCCUCAUAAAAUCCAUGCAGAAAAGAUGAAGGAAGACCAGCUGCAGACAAUGGGGUCACCAUUGUCCAACUUGGAGUCAAUAGUUCAGAACACGGCUUUGGAGCUGUUUGCAGUUGAAAAUAAAAAGGAGAGCCCUAAAUCAUUCAGCCCAAAUGCAAUAAGUAAGGAAGGAGUUCCUUCCAAAGAUUUGAACCAGCCAGCCUCCAAUUGUGCAAAUAUAGUUGACUUAAGCCAUUUACCUUCUGAAAACCAAAAUAAAAGUGGUCAGAAAGAUCAACAGAAUACACUUUCCACAAUCAAGAUGGACAAAAUGGGUAAAGCUAAUAAAGGAGUUGCCAAUGAAAGUUGUAAAAAUUCAACAGGCGGUGUGGGUGAUGAUGAAAAAGUUCAUAAUAAAGAACUAGAAAUACAAGGAGUAAUUACUUCUUUGCCAUUAAGCAAGCAGCCUUUCAUUAAUCAGAGCCAUAAUCAUAAAGAUCUUCCUGUUGCAGAAUUGCAAAGUGACAGGAAUUUAGAGGUAGUGGCCAUACAGGAGUUAGCGAGUGGAAGUACAACAUCCUCCAUAUUAUCUACAGAUGCAGAUCAAUCAAUGACUAAAGGUAUGUGUAAUGAAAAAGAACGUUGUACUGCUGGACCAGUCAAACGUACUGUUACCAAAGAAAAGGAUGGUUCAGUGAUGAAUCCAGUUUCUAAAUGCAAAGGACCUAAUUCAGUUAGGUGCAAUGCAAACCCAUCUAGCUGUGUGGGAGAGAAGUUCAAAUGCACUAAGAAGGAAGAUAUUGUGAGUUCCAACAGGUUAAAUCGAGAAGAGCAGACCAUUCAGGGAAGCAAAAGACGGUCAAGCAGUCUCGAAGUGAGCCAGAGAGAAAGUGAAGAAGAUGUCUGUUCAUCUGAAGGACAUGAUGGGGAAAGAAGAAGCAGACGGCUGAGGACACCAAAGACUGAAUCCCCUUCCAGGACAGCAGUGCAAGAUAGAGGUCGAACUGAUUUUACUCUGAAAAAAGGCAAAAAUAGUUUUAAGGACUUCAUUCCAGUGGUGUUGAAAACUAGGACCCGUAGUCAGUCAGAGAGUCAUUGCGGUACAUCAGUACAUGUGAGCUGUGAUCAGGCAGACAUUUCAUUGGGGGAAAGUCAGCGUAUGCAAGAGGUAGUGGAAGAUGAUGUAAAGAAGAAUUCAACGGGUCAAGAGCUAUUUAAAACGGAGGGUAAAGAGACCAAAGAAGAAAGUGAGGUGGGAAGAACUGCCAAUUUGAUUACUGAAGUGAGUGAACAGGAUAGUUUGGAACCACGUGACUUGAGUUGCCUCGUAGACACUGAUGGGAAUUAUAAAGCUAAUAAUAAACAAAAUCCCACCAUUAAGACACAAGCAAGAGGCAAUAGAAAAAAGUUUCGGAAUGAGGUAGAUUCUGAAGUAUCUUUACACAGAGGGGAGAAAAAUCAAGAUGGCAUCGGUUCACAAACAAGAAAGACAGUUACUACAGGCAUAUGGACACCACCUACUUCAUCACGAAAGAGGCUAGCUCCUUCAACCACAUUGCCUAAUACUGACUGGAACCUGAGUGUCAGGCACAGCACUCCUGUGUCAGGAAGUGUACGGAAACUUAAAGAGCCUUGCAGCCCAGGUGCUCUCAAUUUGUCCCACAUACAAGAAUCUCCAAGUGAGUACCAGCCUGAAAAACCAUCAGGAAAACGAAAAUGUAAGACAAAGCAUAUUAGUGGGCCCCUGUCAUCGGAAGAAGGUGCAAACAAUCAAGGAAAGCACAAGAUUAAAGUAAAGCAAAAACGCUCCCUGAAGCGCUUAGCAUUAAUGCUGGAUUCUGAUUGGAGCCCAUCACCAAAGAAGAAACCUGAUUAUUCAGUCCGCUGGAAAAAGAAGACAUCCUCAGUUACUCCUGUUAAACAUGCAACAGGGUCACGGUCACCAUCUGCUCAAGCAGAGACAUCCACAGGACAGCAGUCUCAAUCUGAAACGCGAAAACUAAUAGUAAAUAAGAAUGCUGGUGAAACCCUGCUGCAGAAGGCAGCACGAUUAGGCUAUGAGGAUGUGGUUAUCUACUGUUUGGAGAAUGAAGUGUGUGAUAUCAAUCACCGGGAUAAUGCAGGCUAUACAGCACUGCAUGAAGCUUCUGCACGUGGCUGGCUUGACAUCGUCACACGGCUCCUGGAGCAUGGAGCAGAUGUAAACUGCAGUGCCCAGGAUGGUACCAGACCUAUUCACGAUGCUGUUGUGAAUGAUAACUUGGAUGUUGUCCAUGUUCUACUAUCAUAUGGUGCAGAUCCCACCCUUGCUACCUAUUCAGGUCAGACAGUUCUGAAGAUGACUCAUAGUGAGCCCAUGGAACAUUUUCUUAUAGAAUAUUUUACUGACUUGAGGGGACGAAGUGAGGAUGAUCCAGCCCUUCGUUGGGAAUUUUAUGGCAGUUCUGCAUGUGAGCAGGAUAAGGAGAUCGUUUGUAACAUUUUGGCAAAUCCCCCUGGCCUUGAUGAAGAGGAAGAUGAGGAUACCAAUUACUUUGUAUUUGAGUUUUCUGAAAAGCCUCUUCUUGCAUGUUACAAUAUACAAGCUUCCCUUUCUCAUGGCCCUUGUAAUUGGUUGGUAUUAUCUGAAGUUCUCCGAAGAUUGAAAAUGUCAGUCAGGAUUUUUCAAUCCCGCUACCCUCACUUUGAAAUUGUUACCAUUACUGAAGUAGAAUUUUACAAGCAGGUGUCCACAAGCCAGGUACAUUUUCAACUUGGGAAUCUUCAGUUCUGCUCCCUGGAUGGCAGGAUGUCUCUGGAAUUGGUACGGUGCGUGCCAGAGCUGUUGGAUCUUAUUGGUUCUACGGUGGAAUUAUUAACUGAAGACUGUGAAAAAGUCAUUAAAUUUACAAGGUGAACUAAAAUCAUGACUGAUUGACAAACUUUUCCCACCUCAAAUAAAUGGGAAAUGAAUUGAAUGGGUACUAACAGGUGUGUACAGUAUGCCAGCAAUUACUUCUGUUAUCUCAAAUCCGGCAUAGACUAGCCAUGCUGACAAAUAGUAGAAAUAACAGAUCAGUUCUGACCUUAAAGUGCGACAGUAUAAGGUUUGCUGGGAUGUUUAAAGGAAGUGUUAGAACAUUUUAACUAGGUUCAUUAAAAAUAUUUUCUAUCUAAUUAUGUUCAAGUGCACCUAAGUUUGUGAUCCAUUAACCGUGAAAAAUAAUCAGUAAUACCAGUGGUACAGUUGAUUCUUGUUCUAUUUAUUCUUGCUCCCACAAUUUCCUCUUUUAAGAGAUAAUUAAAAAAAACUGCUUUAUUUUCUCCCCAAUUCUACUACAGUUCUGUACCACACAUCUGUUUUCCCCCAAGAGGUCAGGGGAGGGGUAGCCUAUUCAUAUUUUCGAAACUGUUCUCUAAGCCAGCUGCAAGGAGAUGGUAAGAAUGGCUGCUGAAUAAGUGUACCUCGAAUUUCUCUUCCUGCUCUGUAUGCCUCUCAGGCAGAGGCCUUGACUCAAGCUGAGAGCUGUGCAGAUCAGUGAAACUGAAAUUAAGCAUUCAGCAGAGUACAUAGCUUCAACUUGUGUUCAAUGUUUUACUGUGGUGCACCAUUCUGCAUUGAAGAAACACAACUAUGUGUUUUUUUUAGUGUACUUGUAUCUAACGCUGUACACAAGUAGAACAAAAUGGAUGUUUUAAGUAUGACUUUGGUGCUUUUUUUGGGAUCAAGAAACAAGAAUUCACUGUAUCAUAAUUGGAACCAAAUUACCAGUGUCUGAAAGGCACAUUUUCAACAUUCUAAAUUAAAAUUGUUCUGUUCUUAGCAACUGAGCACACAAUUGUUCCUAAAUAUAGCAUUUAGCAAUGACAAGAGAGUAUCUUACUGGAAUCAAUAGUUUCUUUAAGUCAGGCUGUAUCUUGAAAUUGGAUAUUUGUACCCUGUAGUGGGGAUUAUGACUUUUUUUUGCCACAGUUAUGUUUUGUGGGUGUUUAUAUUUUCUUGAGCAGAUUUUAUUUUCCAGUUUAAAGCAAUUUUAAAUCAAAGUUAAAUUGAUCAAAACUGAAAUUGUAUGCCAAGGUGCAUGUUGUUCACUGAGGUAAAAUUGAAAAGCCCACUGGAAAUUUUGUUAGUUACUGAUAAUUUUCAGCCGAAGUUACAAUCUAUACAAUUCUCUGAGACGAUGCACUUUAUGUUGACUGCUUGUUGAGUUGCACCAAUCAUUGGCUUUCUGUACUACUGCAGUUACACAAAUUAAAGUUAACUGUUUGUUUAAAAAGAAGAAAGUUUUUAAAAAAAAGACACGGAAGCUUGUCUCCUUUGAACUACAAAGCUGAUUCAAAACUCCGUUGGCUAUAUUUGCGAGUAGGGGAAUCAACAUUCCAUUUUUGCCAUUUAAACCAAAAUACUGAGCUAGAACCUAAGAAAUGUUUAUUUUAGAAUAAGAUCAACAAUAAAAUCACAUUUCAAUUGGGUUAGAUUUCAUUGUAAAUCAAAGAAAUUAUCUAGGUUUAAAGGAGUCAUGUGUUUUUAUGUUAAUGUGAAGCACAUUCAAUGUGCAUUGUUGCAAAACUCAGGAAUCUGAUUGGUGAUCUGAUUAGUAGACAUAACAAAGCCAAUGAGGUAGUCUGCUUGGAUUUCGCAUUAGUUGCAGUGUAAUUAUAAUUCAGAGCAAAACCAGAUUCGAUGCUGUUAAUAAUCCCGACAAUUCCGCAGCAGUUGUUGAUACUUGACAUACAAAUGUCAAGUGUGUAAUGUAAGGCUGCUGAUUUUACUGUUGGUAGCAGACCUAAAAAGAUAGGGCCUUGCAUUGUUGGUACUCAACUCCGUGUGAACCUGGUGUAUUGUUUUAUUUGAAGUUUUUGUGUGAAUGUAGAUGCAUCAAGCUUCACCUUCCCUCAGUCAUUCAACAGGUAUGAGAUCAAACUGGUUGCCUGCUCAGAGCACUGUUUGAAUACUGCAGUCCAGAUGAGGUAUGCCUGGGUAGAAUUGAUUUAUUUUUCUGUACUCUGUCAUAUAUUAAAAUGUCAAGUGACUGCAACAUUGCAUUCAUUGUGCCUGCAGGUGAUGAUGUGAGAGUUUGUCUCAUUAUGUGCAGUGAUCCACAACUAAUGCAAUGGAAUAGUCCGUCUGUAGUUGUAAUGAACUUCCAUUGCCUGAAGCUCAGCCAUAAGUGGCAAUGUGCUUAACCUUUUCACUCCAUCUCCUUCAUGAGUAAAAUAUCAGCAUUAUGUACAGCCUCUUUCUAAGUGAUGAACUGCUCAGCCAUGAAUGGAGAGCAAUUCAACCCACAGUUCUUCCCUCAUGAUCCCCAGUCACAACUGUUGCAUCUCAGAACAUGCAUCCAUCCAAUCAUCAGCAUGUCCCAAAUAAUAAGAGUAUGAAAUUAGGUCUUCCACCCUUACCCCACCUCCAUUCCCAUUGAAAUACCAGCAGGCCUUUAUUAUCCUUAGCAGGUGUGGGAUCUCUCCAGAUCCAAUUCUCUCAUUAUCUUCUGUUAACUAUAAGCAGAAAUACCUUCUCUUCAACCAGGAUGGCUCACCCACAAGUCCCCUUGCAAGGUCAACCCUCUACCUAUUUGCACAUUGCUAAGAAGUGUGCCCUUGCCCUACCUAAAUCAAACUGUGGACCAUCACACCUUUCCAAGUUUUCAUACCCAUUCAGCACCAUCAUAAUCAUCCUCUUUCCAUUUACUGCUCCCUAACUGAGAAAAAUCAUUGAAUGUUCAGCUUUUAAUUCCAGUGCUGAGGGGCAUGUGUGCCAUGAAGUCCCUAGCCCAAAACAUAACCUCUUAAGUGUCCAUUGAUACUGUAGAAAUAUUCCUAAUCUGCAUCAGAGUAGCAUACUAAAGAGAAUCUCUUCCUCAGUGAGGAGCAUUCAGGCCUCUUUCAUACUCCUAACUCAUUCGGACUUUGGUUCUCCACCCCUUGUCUGUCACCUUCAGCUUUACAUUCUCUUGCUCUCCCCUUGUCCUUCACUUUGCCUCCUCCCUUCCCUUCUCUUGCUUCCACAUUAAUCUCCCUUCCCUUCUCUUUAACUUCUCCAUCCCUGUUCAUCUAAUUAUCAUCCUACCUUCCAAACCUUUUUGAUGUUGGUCUUGAUUCCUUAUAUGCAGUGCCAAGUCCUAAUGAGCUUCGCUGCUGGAUAAUAUGUAAAAAUUGUCUUGGAGCUUGUGACUAUGUGCCCAAGUGCUGUGUGGCUACAACAUGCCUUUGGUACCAUGCCCCUGUAUAGUACUUUGAUGCUGUUAUGAUUUGUGUCCUCCAGUGAAGCUAUGUAAGAGCACAGCUGUGCUGCCAGUGAACUUUCCUUGCCUAAAACCUAUGUGAUCAUAAGACUUAAUGGUUAAUUUCUCCCCCUUGACUUGGUGGUACUAUUCACCCAUAUGACAUUAAAACUAGUCUUGAAUUAAAGCUGAGUUUACUAUAAAUAUCUAGUUACAAAGCAUACUUGUUUUGGAGGAACCAAGGCCAGUGAUUCCAUAAAAGUAUAUAGGAACAAGAAAAAUUAAAGUUUCUUGUGCAUUUGUUUUGAGUCCAGCUUAAUUGAGUUCAUUUGUGUAUUUCAGAAUUCAUGUAAACGCUCAAAAACAGGUUGCCUUCCUUUUAUUAUUACUAAGUAAAAUCUGUUAGAGAAGUAAACAAGUCUUCAAACCACAGUUUUCUUUUAAAUCAGAUGAUGAUAUGCCUAAAGAAUGGCAGGCAUCUAAGCUUGGUUUUAUUCUUACUAUUCUUGUUGUUUAAUCCUGAGGUGCAAUCCGGGCAAUUUUCUGGUUCCUAUUGUACAAUUGAAAACUCAAAGGAUAUAAAAUUGGUACAGUAACUUAAAAGCUAAUGGCAAUAAUCUCAAAACCUUGCACUGUUUCUUGUUCAACUGUAUUGGUAUGCUCCAUUUGUAAAUAAGUGUACUGCCCAGUUUGUUAGCUUGCUACCAACAGUAAAAACAAUAUAAAUAUCUGCCUGACUAAUUAGCAACACUCUCACUUUGGAAACUCUAGAUUCAUGCCCACUGUAAGAUGAGUCUACUUAAUCUAAACUGUAUUUACUCACUUUGAAAUGAGAGCUUAAGUUGAGGCUACAAUUAACAUUUGAGGUAGGGGUAUAAGAUAAUUAUACCACAUUUUAGCAGAGUAGGUAAGUUUUGUGAAUAUCCUGUCUGGUACUUAACCCUUAAUCAACAUCAUUAAAUCAGAUGAACUCAUCCUUUAUACCACUUGCUGUUUGUGGUACUCUGCUUUGUCUUUACAAAUACAAAUCUUUUGGGACAUUAAAUGAACAUCUGUGUGUUUAUACAAUUCCUUUAAUAUUCAGCUUCAUCUGCAAUGAGAAUAAUGGUUAAAAAAUAGUGUUCCCAGCUCCAAGCAAAUCUUUGCUUUACCAGAUCAAAAUGUUUCUAUCAGAAAAUGUGGGGUUAAUCAGCAAAUCAACUUUUAAGCAAUACUAUCAUUGAGUAAUAAACACAGAUAUCUUUGCAAAGUUUUAUUUGCCACUAUUUUCAGCACCUGUUCUCCCAUCCCUAUCUUGCAUUCCAUUGGAAUUAAUUCAGUCACCCAUAAAUGAUGCAAAAAAACUAAAUGCACCUUGCUUUAUUAUUACACCAAAUAAGAACUUGUGUGCUGAAAUUGAUAUUUCUAGACUAUUCUAGGCCACCGGAAUUUUAAAUUUGUAUAUCAAGGGUAAUUAUUAAGAGUUCAUAAAUCAAAAUUAGUAGGCUUAUUUAAAUGAAGACCAUUACAUACGUCAACUCAAUACAGCAGCCAAGAUGGUGCCUUCUUCACAUAUUACAAACUGUUCCUAAACAUAAUUGUUGGCAAGUAGAAAAUGUUGAAAAGGCUUAGUCUGCUAAUCAGCAUCUCAAAGGAAAACACUAGCUUAAUGCUCAUGAAGGAAUACAUCUUAAACUUAGACCUUCAAUAGAUUUUUUUUGUCUCUCUGCUUCUUGUUACAUUACUGCUCAACUCUAGCAUUUUUCUGUGUUUAUUCAGCAUUGACAUUUCAUUUUUUUUUCUAGUAAAGGUGAUCAUUCUGAAUUAAGGGAAUUACCUCUCAUCACUACCAGUGAUUAAAACUAAUUCAAAAAUCUGCAUGGUAACUCAGUUUUAUAGUAAUUUGACUAAGUGUUUGUUGCCAUCUGGGUGCUCAAGGUUUGCUGCAAUCUCAUUUUAUAUCCCAGCAUUCCUUAAAAUAAAUGGCACUUCUGUUCAGUAAAACAAUUAACCAUGUUGAAAUCAAAUUCUGCUAGUUAACUGGGCAUAUUUUUUAAUUGCAAAAUCUCCAGUGAGAUAGCUGAAUUUUGGUGCUGCAACGCUGCGAUGAAUCUGUUGUAGUGUAUAGAUAGAAAUAUUUAUCUGUUGAAACUGCUGCAGUAACCUAAAGUAAACUUAUAACUAUAGAUAAAAACAGAAAAUGCCGCAAUACUCAGCAGGUCAGGCAGCAUCUGUGCAGAUAGAAACAGAGUUAAUACUUCAGAUCAUUUAUCUUUCAUCAGAACUAUGAAGAUUCAAAAAUCAAACAUUUUUAAAUUGCAAGGAAUGUUAUUUUCUUUGUUGUCUCCAUCCUCCCCCACUUGACAAAGCAUGUUUAAUUUCCAGCUUUUCCCCAGUCUUAAAGAAAAGUCAACGUGAAAUGUUAAUUCUGUUUCUCUUGCUACCAAUGCUAUCUGACUGUUGAGUAUUUCCAGUAUACUUUGUUUAUAAUUUCAGAUUUCCAGCAUCAGAAGUUUUUUGCUUUUCAUAAACUUCUAAAACCAGAUGAGGCUACACCUUCAUGUACAAAUCCUUAGAAGUUUAUAAGACUGUUCUGUGUAUAUUUUGUACAGUGUUUGAUAUUGCUAAAAGGAGUUGGAACCCUGUUGGUUAACUCUUAGUUUAUAUAAAGAAGUCUGCAUUGUCUUGCUGGAAAAUUAAAGCAGUCAUUGAUGGAUUUUUUGAAUUCUUCAUGUUUAUACGUUUGUUGUUUAUAUACACCAGAGUUUUUGUUAAAGAAGUAAAUUAUUUAGUUGACAGCAUAUUUCAUUUUAAAAAUUUAACAAAUGUAUUGUGUUGGUAAUAUAAGCAAUGAGGAACUUAGAUGAAAGUCUGUAGACUGGACUUUUUCAGAUUUAUUUCUAAGAAGCACAUAGAGAAUAGACCUGGCUGUUUUGUUUACAAGAACGAAGAUGGAUUCAGGAAUGAAUCACACAUCACAUUUAUACAGUUAUCUGAAAUCAACUAUUAAACUUAUUUGGAUUAUACCUUUUGAUUCAGAACUGCAUUUACUGCAAGUAUAAUAACUUCUUCACUCUUCUGUUUAAGGAUAGAUUUGUUUAUGAUUGCAUGUUCUCUCUGUUCCUCAUUAUCAAUAAGGUUUUUGAAAAGUUAAUUUGAACCUUCAUAAAUCAUAGAUAAUUCAGUAUAUAGUACAUGCAAUAGUGCUUAAGCAGACAGUCAUAACUAUAAGGGUGCUGAUGAUUGAGGACGCUCAACAUGUUACAGUUUGGAGUUCAGUAUUCAGGUUGAUCAAACUGUUGAAUCCAAAUUCUUAUUGCGGUGAUCUACUUUUUAUAUCUUCCUCAUUUUCCUGCUAUGUGACUACCAGCAUGUCUCUUCAUCACUUAGUUAUCUUAAAAAAAUAAUCCCAAUAAGGAGAAAUUAGUAAGAAAUCUAGACCUUAGUGAUAAUUCAGUUAAGAGGUUCAGGUUAAUUUCAAUCAAAAUUGCCUGGUUUAUUUCAGUAGAGCAUAAAGUCAGGAGGACCAUAAAAUGGGCAUCCAACCAUAACUAUGCUCUUCCUGUUGGGCAGCCGAGAUUAAAAUUAUUUGUGCUGAAUCCCUCACUAACAGGCUCCUUUUGCAUUUUGAGCAAAUGGGAUGAAUUGUUGUUAUCACAUUUAUUUUCCUGUUACUUUUAAUUGUUGUUUAACUAUGUAAACCUGUUUUUGCCUUUGAUUCUGUAUCUUCUUAGCACCAGCCUGGUCCUCCCAUCCUUACAUAAAUUUUAAUUAAAAAAA
Pristis pectinata (smalltooth sawfish) is the source of this 12697-nucleotide messenger RNA. RefSeq names its product BCL6 corepressor-like 1 (gene bcorl1). Gene Ontology annotation, molecular function: transcription corepressor activity; protein binding. Gene Ontology annotation, cellular component: nucleus. Gene Ontology annotation, biological process: negative regulation of transcription by RNA polymerase II. The record is from RefSeq and is a predicted model, not a curated record. The transcript is spliced from 18 exons. Lineage: Eukaryota; Metazoa; Chordata; Chondrichthyes; Rhinopristiformes; Pristidae. Bases 403 to 5631 code for a protein of 1742 amino acids.